Parnassius apollo (apollo) is the source of this 2652-nucleotide messenger RNA. The record is from the annotation of a GenBank genome assembly. NCBI's taxonomy places the organism in Eukaryota, Metazoa, Arthropoda, Insecta, Lepidoptera, Papilionidae.
AUGUUGUCUACAAACAUAAUAUUCGUAUUUUUUUCAUAUACAACUGUGAAAAUAAGUGCUUAUCCGAGAUUCCCUGUUGGAGCAUUGUUUGACUAUCAAACUAACCCAACAACAGAAGAGGUUUUUGAAAUUCUUUUGAGAACCGACUCAUCAAAACCUUUUAACGCUCGCAUCUUACACCCAAAAGUCGUGGAUACAUAUUCUAUAGCACAAGACCUGUGCUCUGAGACUUCGGAUAAUAGAGGUGUCGUUGCAUUAAUUGAUGCUCGACCAACAAACGGAAUAUGCGACAUAACCUGUUUACUGUGUAAUAAAUUAAAUGUUUCGCAUCUAUCUCUUAUUUCCAAAGCCUUUGCAACACUCAUCAAAGAAUUAGAAUGGGAUAGAUUUACUUUAUUCUAUGAGGAUGAUGACAGUUUCGUUCGAAUUCAAGAAGUAAUUAAUUCAUGGCCUUACGGUAACGAUCAUAUCCAUUUCGAGAAAUUAGACCCAGAUGAAGACAACAGAGAGACGUUUAAAAACGUUUUUGUUGUUUUACGAAUAAGCUAUCAUGUAUUAGAUUGUGAUGUGAAUAAUAUUCAAAAAUAUAUGAAAGAAAUAGUAUCUGUUAACAAUUCCACUCAAUAUCAGAGUUUUAUUUUGACUGCGCUUGAUUCCUAUUUAGUAAAACUUGACGAAAUUUCGCAACUUCGGGCAAACGUUUCUACUCUACAUUUGACUAAAAUAAACGAACCUAUUUGGAGAGAUUUCGGUGUAAAUACAAAUGAAAUAACAGUGUCUCUUGAGACCGCCUUGACAGCUGACGCUUUAAAUCAUCUUGAAAAGGCUAUUCGGAGCAUGCGAAAGCAGUAUGCAGAGAAUGACUAUACUGAACCACCAGAAUUAUGUUUCUCUGUGGACAAAGCAGCGUAUCAAGAGAAAGCGUGGAUGAAUGGAAAUUCUUUAAGGGAAAUUUUAUUGCAGACAACAUUUAAAGGUGCUACUGGAGAUAUAAUAUUUGAUGAAUAUGGAAAACGAACAAAUUUUACAAUAUAUUACUCUAAAUUAGACAGUGAAAGUAAAUUUGUUCAAGUUGGAACAUGGGAUUCGAAAACGGAUGAUAUAAUCACAAUUAAUACAGCAGUAACAGAUCGAUCUAAGGCUGUGACUUCUGAAUCAGUAGUGAGGGUAGUAACAAAAAAAGGAAUGCCGUAUUUCGAUAUUGACGAAUCUAACGGGACAACAGUAUACAAGGGAUAUGCAGUGGAUCUAAUUGAAGGAAUUUUUAAGCAUAUUAGACAACAGAAGGGCUAUGAGGAAAUAAAACACGAAAUAUAUAAAAUUGACAGCAAUAGUAUUGGAAGUCAGAUAUCUGGAACAAAAAAAUGGGAUGGAUUAAUCGGGGAGGUGUUAGAACUAAAUGCAGAAAUGGCAGUUUGUGAUAUCACAAUUACAUCUGAACGUAGUUCUGUAGUUGAUUUCUCGACUCCCUUUAUGUCUUUAGGUAUUAGUAUGUUAUUUAGUGAACGUGAGCCGCAGCCACCAAAUAUGUUUUCAUUUAUAAAACCCCUAGCUUUAGACGUUUGGUUAUAUUUAGCUACUGCUUACAUAAUUGUAUCAUUUGUUCUUUUAAUUUGUGCAAGGAUGAGUCAGCAAGAUUGGGUAAAUCCUCAUCCAUGUAAUCAGAAUCCAGAAAAUUUACAAAAUAUUUGGAGUUUCUACAAUUGUAUGUGGCUAACGAUUGGUGCUAUAAUGACACAAGGAUGUGAUAUAUUGCCCAGAGCAAUGGGAUCAAGAUGGGUCACUGGUAUGUGGUGGUUUUUUGCACUUAUAGUGACUGCUUCAUACACUGCUAAUAUGUCCACAUUCUUGAGUAACAGUCGCCGUGAUAAUGAAAUUAAGGAUGUCAAACAACUUUCGGAACAGCACGAAAUUUCAUAUGGUAUCAUGAAAAAUGGAUCAACUUAUAAUUUUUUUGAAAAAUCUAAUGACUCUGUAUAUCAAAAAAUUUUUACUGUCAUGAAAUCUGCUAAGCCCACCGUUUUCACUAACAACAAUGAUGAAGGUAGAGAUCGUGUAGUAAGGGGUAAGGGUACCUACGUGUUUUUUAUGGAGUCAACAGCCAUUGAGUAUUACAUGGAAAGGAACUGUGAUUUGAAAAUGGUCGGCCCUAAACUUGAUUCUAAAGAUUACGGUAUUGCUUUGCAUAAAAAAUCCCCUUACAAAAGACUCGUUGAUAAUGCAAUCAUAUCUUUGCAAGAGACCGGAGAACUAUUGGCUAUGAAAAAGAAAUGGUGGGAAAGUAACGAAAAGGAAGGAAACUGUAAGAAAACUAAAGACAAAGAUGAUAAUGGGUUACAAAUGGCGAAUACUAGUGGAAUAUUUUUAGUUUUGGGAUGUGGCGGAGUUUUAGGACUUUUCGUGGCUAUUAUCGACUUUCUAUUACAUGCCCAUGAAAUAUGUGUUAAAGAAAAGGUGACGUUUCGAGAAGCAAUUAUUAGCGAAUGGCGAGUUUCUCUUGAUCCUCGUGCUACUCGUAAGCCAGCUGCGCCACCUCGCUCUGCAGCACCUUCAACUGCCUCGCCGUCACCACAUCAAGAGCGUUCACGAUCGCGGGCGGUUUCCGUUCUAAGGGCUGCUACCUCUUUUAUUAACUUUGAUGAGAUUUAUUAA